This is a messenger RNA of Saccostrea cuccullata (small rock oyster), 3364 nucleotides long. RefSeq lists its product as uncharacterized. The transcript has 9 exons. The record is from RefSeq and is a predicted model, not a curated record. NCBI's taxonomy places the organism in Eukaryota, Metazoa, Mollusca, Bivalvia, Ostreida, Ostreidae. Bases 9 to 2219 code for a protein of 736 amino acids.
CUUUAUAAAUGCAAUAUGCUAUUAUUUCAUUAUUCAAUUAUGAUAUUCUGAGUGAAAUGGAUGACAGUAUUAUUUCUGAACACUCUAUUAUUGAAUCACAGGAAUAUGAAUCAUCGUUAGGUCACAGUAGCCGUACUAACUGUUUAACAGAAUCAAUUCAAGAGUUGUCCAAAUUCGAAGAAUCUGAUUUUUCUACAAGUCGUGCUUACCGUGAUGUAUUUUCAUUCUGUGAUGACACGCCGCCCCCUGUUCAAGCAUUUGAUAUACGGGAAGAAGAUUUGUAUGAACAAUCAAGUGAGAUAAGUAAAGAACUUUCUCUUAUAUCAUCCGAUUUACAAACAAGUGGGUGUUCCACGGAUUCAGAGCCAUUUGGAUAUUUACAUUUCAUUGAGCCUUUAAUGAGCAAUACUCCUAAGAAAAAUAAAGUUGCUCUGUCAUCAAGAACUCGACUUCAGGAAAAGAAGAUCUCCAAAAGCACUAUUAAAAAGGCCUCUCAAGAACAAUGUACUUGUCCGAAGAAAUGUACAAGGCAAAGCUUCUUCACAAGAGAAUUGAUUGAAAAUUGCCAUUCAACAUUAUGGAGUCUGAAUACCACAGAGAGGCCAAAAUGGUUUCAAAGAAAGUUUGAUGACUUUCAGAGUGUAAAAAGGGGAACCUUUAAAUUCAUUCUUAAAGGCCACAAGGUUUGCUUAAAGAGUUGGUUGAUUGCUUAUGGAAUUAAGAAAUCAAUCUAUUACAAGGAACGAAGAACAUGGUUGACAAGUGAAGUGCAACUCUCUAACGAAAGAAGGACAACAUCACAAAAAAGACUUUAUGUCAUCAAUUGGUUUGGAGAAUAUACAGCAAUGAGAGGAGAAAAUCCACCUCACAUCCAAGAAAUUUGGCUGCCAUUUGGUUUAAGAAAAAAUGAAAUUUAUGCUGGAUAUAAAAAGGAUGCAGAGGAAGAGAACAUGGCUUGUGUUACUUUUCAGACUUUCCUCAACAUUUGGAAUGAACACUUUCCGCAUGUGAAAAUUAAACAGAGUAACUUGUUUACAAGAUGCACUACAUGUGACAAGCUUGACAGAGAACUACACAAGCAAUUAAACCCAGAGAAAAAAAAGGAAAUUUUUCUAAAGAAACAAGAACAUCUGCACAGACAAAUGAAAGAGAAAUCAGCAUAUUACAGACGAAAAACAGUAAGCAGACGAAGACCUGAUAGAUACAUAAGCCUCAUAAUCGAUGGAAUGGAUCAGUCCAAAACAAAUAUUCCUCAUUUUAAGGGAAGACCAAGCAAGGAGUUUGCAGCAACAAGGCAAUUGAAUGUGCAUGUUACUGGAGUUUUGAGUCAUGGCCUGAAUAGAAAAUAUCUGUUUACAGACCUGCACCAGUACAAACAUGAUUCCAAUCUUACACUGAAUGUUUUGAUGAAAGUGUUAUGGAACCACUCAAAGGGAAAAUCAUUGCCUCCUGUCCUCUACCUACAGGCAGACAACUGCUUCAGAGAAAAUAAGAAUAAGUUUGUUCUGUCUUUCUUGGAGCUUUUAGUCAGGCGUCGAAUUUUUUAUGAGGUCCAACUUUCCUUUCUUCAUGUGGGCCACACGCAUGAGGAUAUAGACCAGAUGUUCAGUGUCAUUGCUGAUAAUCUCAGACACAGAGAUGCAGCAACACUACCAGAGAUGAGUGACAUCCUCUACAAUGCAGAGGAACUAAGAGGUUGUCUUGAUAUAUCUGGGUGGUUAUCUCCUUGCUUAAAAGGCGUAAAAUACCACACAAGGACCAACACCUUUAGGUAUCGACUGAAUGAGUUGACAGGUGAUGUACACAUCUGCUACAGAAAAAAUGUGGACCAUUCCUGGAAGUCCUUGCAGGGAAGCUUCUUCAAAGAAAGGGAAAAUGGAACGGUAAUGCUGCCAACAAAUGUUCCCAAUAUCUUGACGGCGUCAUUGGAGAAGCUUGAUGUGGCUAAUGUCAAGAAAAGUUUAAAUGUAUGGGCAAAGAUGAUGACAACAGCAGAGAGUGCAUGGUGGGAAAAGUUUGUAGCUUUCUUGGAGGAAACUAAAAGCAAUCCCAGUAGAUAUUCAAGAAAAGGGGCAAUAUGGUAUCUUCCAAAGAUACCACAAUACAAUUCAAAUGCCAUUGAGGACUCUGACUCUGAUGAACACCCUGCAAUUCCUGAAGAUUUACAGAGAAUACUUACAAAUGAAGAUGAAAAUCCAGAGGUUCUCUUGUGUGUGUAAAUGGGAAGAAAUGUAUGCACACCUUCAACAUUGUGAACUGGACAAUCCAGUAAAAUCCUCUGCAUUGCAUAGAAUUCUUAUCUUGUUCACAUUCCAACCAGGACUGCAACUUGUUACAUACUGUGAAAGAAGGAAUGCUCAAGUAUAUGUGUAAAUGUUAAUAUAACCCUUAGCAUCAUAUUCUUUAUGCUUCUACAAAAUCUUUCAAUCAACUUUAGAUACUAGGACACAUCAAAACCAGAAAAGUACAAACAGUUUAGGAUUCAUAAAUGUAAACUACACUGAAUGGCAUAGGGAGGUGAAGGAUAUAGAGAUAACAAACAGUAUUCAAUUUCAAAGUCCAUAAAACAAUACAAAAUAGGAGCAGAGCAGACACGGACCUCAAAACGUCGGUGAUGGGAUCAGGUGCCAUGGAGGAGUGAGCAUCUCCUGCUGACCAGUUGCGUCUGCCAUGUGCUCCUUGUCAUGAUCAGGAAAUAACAGAAAAUCUGUCUUCAAUUCAGUGUAUAUAAAUAAUGGACUAUUACUUACAAUUGGUAUGAAAAAGUCAGUCAGCAUUUGACUCAAAGAUAAAUUGUAUUUUCUGACAAAGUCAUUGUAUCAACCAAAGAACUUAGGAAAUGAUGACUUUAAACAAGACCACUGAUAUUCUUGUCUCGUCAAUUUUAUCAAGAUAUCCAUAUCCUUUGAUUCAUGUAUUAAGAUUGUAUAUUGUUUAACUUCCAUCUCUUAGAAUUUUUCACUCAUAUGGAGACGUCACUGUAUGCUGGUGAAGGGCUUCAAAUUUUUACCUUUACUUGGCACUCAGGGCCAUUGAGCAGUGAAGGAUUUUUAUCAUGACAGCGCCUGCCACUGACACGGGGCCUCAGUUUCUUCCAAAAGGUCUCAUCCAAAGGACCCGCAACUUUUACUUAAAAGUGCCAAGUGCAUGGUGAAGGAACAGUAGCUACCCAUUUUUUAUCGACUUAGGUCGCUCGCAGCCAACAUUCAAAUUCAUGACCUCCUGAUCAUGGAGCAAGUGCUCUACCGACUGAGCUACUGUGAACGGUCAUAUGUGUUUAAAAAAAUUCUUUUUUUGUUUAUUUUUCAUGUUUUAAGAAAAAAAAAUUGUAAAGGAGGGGGAUAUUCCUUACAGCUCAGUGUGA